Hevea brasiliensis (rubber tree) is the source of this 2264-nucleotide messenger RNA. Its product is annotated as scarecrow-like protein 13. The transcript has 2 exons. Gene Ontology annotation, molecular function: sequence-specific DNA binding; DNA-binding transcription factor activity. The coding region runs from base 369 to 2030 and encodes 553 amino acids. The record is from RefSeq and is a predicted model, not a curated record. Gene Ontology annotation, cellular component: nucleus. Gene Ontology annotation, biological process: regulation of DNA-templated transcription. NCBI's taxonomy places the organism in Eukaryota, Viridiplantae, Streptophyta, Magnoliopsida, Malpighiales, Euphorbiaceae.
ACUCUACAAAAGCCAACCGGCACAUCAUUUCUAUUUUGUGAGAAGAAGCAGACAGCAAAGGUUCCUCUCUGGUCUCUGCAAUUGGAGGAGAAGAAUCACAAAAACAAACCCAAGCCCGGAACCUAAGGAGAGCUUAUACCUAAGACAAUAGUGAUCUGUUAAUACAUUGCUGUAGAUAAUAGAGACAAGGCCCCCAAAAUUUGUGGUCGCAAGUGAAUUAUAUUAUGCUCGACUAUUUAUCAAUGUCUGCUGAAUAGUAGCAUGUAGCUUUUGGAAAUUAGUUACUUUAUCAAGUAAAGGGAGCAAUUCACAUUGAAAAGUUUAUUAUAUCUAUUGAGAACAUCAAGUCAAUCAGAGGCUAGUUUUAGAUGCAAACAUCUCAGAAACACAAAAGUUCAGCUGGUAUUCACGGGUUUUACCACCAACCACAAGAGAUUGAUCAAUAUGGUUUGCCUCAUAUACAAAUUUUAGACAACAAUGUAUUCUCAGAUGUCGGCAAUCAAGGAACCACUGUGUCCUUUCAAAACUACAAGGACGAAUACUUUACCUUGGAAUCUUCCACGGCUACUGGAGGUUUUGUUGUCUAUGAUUCACCUGCUGCCAGUGUCUCAUCCAACAGAAGUCCCUUUUCACCCCAAGGUUCACAUUCGUACCUAUCAGAUCCUCAUCAUUCUCCUGAUAACAUAUAUGGAUCUCCAAUGAGUGGAUCUUCAUCUGCUGAUGAUGACAAUCUACUAAUGAGGCAGAAAUUAAGGGAACUGGAAUUUUUGUUACUGGGGUCUGAAUCAGACAUUACAAAAAACUGUGAUUUCUGCUUCCAUCAAGCUGAUCGAUUAGCAAGUUGGGACUGGAACCAAAUGGUAGAAAUGAUCCCUAGGUUAGACAUAAAACAGGUGCUCUUUGCCUGUGCUCAGUCUGUAUCUGAUGGUGAUAUACAAAGAGCUGCAGGUUUAAUGCAUAUGUUGGAGCAAAUGGUUUCAGUCUCUGGGGAGCCAAUGCAGCGUUUGGGAGCUUACAUGUUGGAAGGGCUCAGAGCAAGGGUGGAACUCUCAGGAAGUAAAAUCUACAGAGCCUUGAAGUGUGAUGCACCACUGAGCUCAGAUCUGAUGACUUACAUGGGUAUUCUCUUUAAGAUCUGUCCCUACUGGAGGUUUGCAUACACAGCUGCCAAUGUUGUCAUCCGUGAAGCUAUGGUGUAUGAGCCUAGAAUUCACAUAAUUGAUUUCCAGAUUGCACAGGGCACCCAGUGGAUGUACUUAAUCAAGUCACUUGCAGAUCGGCCAGGUGGCCCCCCGUCAAUUCGCAUAACUGGUGUUGAUGAUCCCCAGUCAGCUCAUGCUCGUGGUGGUGGACUUCCUAUUGUAGGGCACAAGCUAUCAUGUUUUGCUGAGUCAUGCAAUGUGCCAUUUGAGUUCUAUGAUGCCGCCAUGUCUGGUUGUGAGGUUCAACUUGAACAUCUUGGGUUGCAGCCUGGAGAAGCUGUGGUUGUGAAUUUUCCAUAUGUAUUGCACCACAUGCCAGAUGAGAGUGUGAACACAUGGAAUCACAGAGACCGACUGUUAAGGCUGGUAAAGAGUUUGUCACCAAAGGUUGUGACGCUCAUUGAGCAAGAAUCUAACACUAAUACUAAGCCAUUCCUUCCAAGGUUCAAGGCAACACUAGAAUAUUAUGCCGCUAUGUUUGAAUCAAUUGAUGCUGGAUCCUCUAGGGAUGACAAGCAGAGGAUAAAUGCUGAGCAACACUGUGUGGCUCGCGACAUUGUCAAUAUGAUUGCUUGUGAGGGAGCUGACAGGGUUGAACGACACGAACUCUUUGGGAAGUGGAGUUUGCGAUUUAAUAUGGCUGGAUUUACUCAGUACCCACUAACUUCCAUGGUGACAGGUGCUGUCAGAGAUUUAUUGAGAGAAUAUGAUAGGAACUAUGGACUUCAAGAGAAGGAUGGUGCUCUUUACCUUUGGUGGAUGAACACACCCAUGGCAACCUUUUCUGCUUGGAGGCGAAGCCCUGAUAGUAGCAGUGGAGUUCUUUAACAUCUGUAAAAUUUGUCAUUGCUGUUUUGCUACGAAAGUUUUAAGUUAUGACCUGUAGUGAUGUUUGUCUUUGUAGAAGUAAUUGAGAAUAGCUAUUUUUCAGAUACUAGUGUCAGUUCAAAUACUCAACUCUUAGAUUUCACUGUACAUCGCCCGCUGCGGAAUGAAAUAAAAACAGUUCCGCAUUAUGCUGCAAUUUAUCUUCUAGCAAUAAUUAGUAUCUGUUUCAGAACC